UUUUUUUUCGUUCUUUGUUUAUUGUUUGUUUGUCUGUCGAGUGUGUUACAGUAGGUGUGCGCGUCUGGGCGAAGAGUCUUGUUACAGUGUCGACUGUUAAGAGACGGUCUUGGAGCAGUGCUCUAGCAAUUAACUAGUUCAGUAAAUGAGGAGUUGUGUACAGAUAACAGACGGUGGCAGACGUGAAUAAGAGGCGCUAGUGCGCUGGAGGUGAAUGCGCCAUAGCAGAAAAGCAACUGAACUUCUCCAUCGCGCUUUCCUUGUCGAGCUAUACGCGAACUUUCACGUCUGAGUUCACACAAGGCCUUCACACGCAUUAGUUCCCCGAGUGAAGCGGAUCGCAACCUAGAACGCCAGCUGUUAGCCUACCUGGCACAAACCGACUCUCCUCUCCUUCAACAAUCCGCAAUGUCUGGGCAGUCCUUCAACCCGCCCGGCCAGAAUGGCGGCCCAGCGAGCGCGAGCGCUAACACCUCAGUCGCAGUCAACAUCCCGCAAGAAUACCGCAACAUCGUCAACGAGGCCAUGAUGCCGCCGCCCGAAACCUACUCCACCGGCAAGCGCACUCGUCUGUGGAUGAGCAGGCGCUGGCCGAGACACUUCAAGUCGCGCAACGGCAAGAUGCUCGUAGCGUCGCCGCUGCGCAAGCUCAGCGCCGAUGCCUUCGGAGUCUCUCAGACAUUCUGGGACUGGCUUACCGGCGCGCGCGAUAACCUCCCUCGCUCCGAUGACCCGUACUACGUCUCCACGAGCGUCGUGCUCCCUACGCGUGACGACGUCCCCCAGAAGUUCCAGGACAUCGUACAGACGUUACUGCGUCCUCCUAUCGAAGCCUACGUCGACGGCAGGCUGUUGUCUCGCAAAUGGUUCUAUGAGAUGUGGCCGGAAUACUUCCGCGCCACGCACUCCCACAUACUCAUCUCGACCUCGCCGCUGGCUGAUUUGGGCUGGACGAAGCUGGGUAUUCCCAAGCCGUACUGGGAUUGGAUCACUGGAAAGACCACCGAGUUGUACUGGACUUGGGAUGAGGAUAUUGAUACGCCUGGCGCCAACUGCGACGAGCCGUACUUCGAGCUUCACGGUGGCGUGAGGAAGCCUUGCGUGGACAGCCACCUCGGUCUUGAUGGAAAGCAACAGGCACACCAUAUCUGUGAAAGUUGCAUGGACAGCGAGCCUCUGGCCAUGAGCCGGAACAUCAUCGAUAUGCUCGAUACGGGCUUCCUCAUCCCCGAGUGUCAGGACUGCGCGGCCUCAAGCCUUUCGCUGCUUCAACCAGGGUUCAACGGAUGCACUUGUGACAUCGAAGUGCGUUGCUUCUCCCAUCGUCAGAAAUACCUCAAGCAUCUUAACGAGUAUGGCGCCCAGUGCGUCGCACAGGCUAUAUGGGGACCAUCGCACGAUAAUCCGGUACUCCAGGUUCAGUACUGCAGGUGCGGCGCUCCACCAGCAAUCGAUCCUCAGGCCUACUUUUGCGUAGUCUGCGAACAUCACGUGGUUCUCCCGGACAGAGGCAUGUUCUGGUCGACGACACCUCGACAGGCAUUCUUGGGGAACAUGGCAGCGAAGCGUAUCGCAUAGGCUGGUCAUGGAACUCUGACUGCUGGAUUCCGUCUUAUCUUUCCUUGUUUGGUUAUCUGUUUCUUAGGGUGGCUUUGUUUAUUGACUGACUGAUUGCAUGAAGACUAUAAAGACGAAACAACGAGAAGAUGAAGAGGGACUGGUGGCGGAAGAUGAGGUGUUUGUAGAAAUUUCAUAGAACAAAAUUUGGAAAGAAUUCGGAAAAUGAGCCCACUAUUGUUGCAGCUUGAAUCGCAGUGAAGGGAAAAUCAGACGAGGCAGCAGCUUCGGACAGGAAUGCAUAGGUGGCGGAUGGCCAGGCAAUGCGACAUGGAGGCGGCAGCGUUCCUUUGCAUGUGAGGUCGACAAAUGACACACGGAAACGAGGGCGGGAAUGAGUGGUGGUGGUUCAGCGGCAUGGGCGUGGGUGGGAGGUCAUCAGUCGGCAGCCGCCUC
Molecule: messenger RNA, 2013 nt
Organism: Aplosporella prunicola CBS 121167
Lineage: Eukaryota; Fungi; Ascomycota; Dothideomycetes; Botryosphaeriales; Aplosporellaceae
Exons: 1
Coding region: 409-1578 (389 amino acids)
Source: RefSeq, a predicted model, not a curated record